CGAGGAGCGCAGGGCCGGCUCCACUUCCGCUUCCGGGUCGCUGCAAAAGCUCGGGGCGAAGUGAGGAGGGGGAGGAAAGAGUCGCUUGUAGCCGGAGCCGCCGCCAUCGUCCUCGCUAUGCCCAAAGGAGGUAGGAAAGGAGGCCACAAAGGCCGGGCACGGCAGUACACAAGCCCCGAGGAGAUUGACGCUCAGCUCCAAGCAGAGAAACAGAAGGCCAAGGAGGAGGAGGAAGCAGAGGAAGGCGGCGAUGGGGCAACAGGAGAACCCAAAAAGAAGGAGAAAUCGUUAGAUUCAGACGAGAGUGAAGAGGAGGAGGAGGACGAUGAAGACUACCAGCCAAAGCACAAAGGCGUGGAAGGCAUGAUAGACAUCGAGAAUCCCAACCGCGUUGCACAGACAGCCAAAAAAGUAACUCAGAUAGAUAUGGAGAGCCCCAGGGAAUUGUCGCGGAGAGAACGAGAAGAGAUUGAGAAACAGAAGGCGAAAGAGAGGUACAUGAAGAUGCACCUUGCCGGGAAGACAGAGCAGGCCAAGGCAGACCUCGCCCGACUAGCCAUCAUCCGGAAACAGAGGGAAGAGGCGGCCAAAAAGAAAGAGGAAGAAAGGAAAGCUAAAGACGAAGCAUCCUCAGCAGGCAAAAGACUGCAGUCCCUGUCCCUUAACAAGUAAGCGCCAGCCACAAGAGAGGAGGGAAUCUUCCCAGGAACUGUGCCUGGCUGGCGCCUGCUGGGCACACUUUGAGGCUUCACACACAGAGGGGGCGACGCCGCAGCGUGAAGAGCACGGCC
Podarcis muralis (Common wall lizard) is the source of this 791-nucleotide messenger RNA. It is a transcript of the gene PDAP1, whose product is annotated as PDGFA associated protein 1. NCBI's taxonomy places the organism in Eukaryota, Metazoa, Chordata, Lepidosauria, Squamata, Lacertidae. The record is from RefSeq and is a predicted model, not a curated record.